Drosophila busckii is the source of this 1041-nucleotide messenger RNA. Its product is annotated as serine protease 3-like. The record is from RefSeq and is a predicted model, not a curated record. Gene Ontology annotation, molecular function: serine-type endopeptidase activity. The transcript is spliced from 2 exons. Gene Ontology annotation, biological process: proteolysis. Lineage: Eukaryota; Metazoa; Arthropoda; Insecta; Diptera; Drosophilidae. Bases 6 to 830 code for a protein of 274 amino acids.
UCAACAUGAAAUUGUUUGUAGUGCUUGCUCUGGCUAUUGCCUCCGUCUCUGCUGGCGUCUUGCCACAGGGUGCUCCCAUGCAUCCUCGUGACUUGCCGGCCACGGCCUCAAUUGAGGGUCGUAUCACCAACGGUAAGACCGCUCAUGAGGGUCAGUUCCCCUACCAGGUGGGACUCAGCUUCUCUAGCUCCAGCGGCAGCUGGUGGUGCGGUGGCUCCCUCAUUGACCACCAGUGGGUGCUGACUGCUGCCCACUGCACCAGCGGUGCUUCAGCUGUGACCAUGUACUUUGGCGCCACCAAGCGCACCAGCGCUAAGGUCAUUCACUCCGUGCAAGCCUUCAACUUCAUCCAGCAUGCCGGCUACAACUCCGCUGUGCUGAGGAACGACAUCUCCCUGAUCAAGACUGUCCAUGUGAGCUACUCCGCUGAUGUUAGAAACGUUGAACUGCCCUCUUUGGCCAGUAGCUACAGCACUUAUGAUAACCAGAAGGCAAUUGCUUCCGGCUGGGGCAAGACUUCCGAUUCAGCUGCCGGUGUGGCCAGCACUCUGCAGUAUGACACCUUCACCGUUGUAUCUGUCGCCACUUGCCAGAGCACUUAUGGAUCCCUGGUCGCAACCUCCAAGGUUAUUUGCAUUGCCACUCCCAACAAGACUUCUACCUGCAAUGGCGACUCUGGCGGCCCAUUGGUGCUGAUCAGCGACAAUAAGCUUAUUGGUGUCACCUCGUUUGUCUCCAGCGCUGGCUGUGAGUCUGGUGCUCCUGCUGGUUUUACCCGCGUUACCAGCUACUUGGACUGGAUCAACGCCAACUCUGGCGUUUCCUACUAAACGCGCUACCAUUGAAAGACCGCAUAUAUUCCAAAUGAAUUGAUUACACAAAUUAUUGCACUAAAAUUUAAUAAUUUUAUUAUUUCAUUACAAUUACUAUACAGUUAAAAAGACAAUUCUAAAACAUGGACACAUAAGUUAGCGAUAGCAUUAAAAGCAAGUUUGCCUAUCUUGAAGCACAGGGUGAUAGCUCAUGUAUUCAAAACUGUAA